Penicillium longicatenatum is the source of this 1426-nucleotide messenger RNA. It is a transcript of the gene adB, whose product is annotated as adenylosuccinate synthase ADE12. Gene Ontology annotation, molecular function: GTP binding; adenylosuccinate synthase activity. The record is from RefSeq and is a predicted model, not a curated record. Lineage: Eukaryota; Fungi; Ascomycota; Eurotiomycetes; Eurotiales; Aspergillaceae. The transcript is spliced from 4 exons. Bases 155 to 1426 code for a protein of 423 amino acids. Gene Ontology annotation, cellular component: cytoplasm. Gene Ontology annotation, biological process: IMP metabolic process; 'de novo' AMP biosynthetic process.
CGAACACCCAGAUUGCCUGCCCCGCCAGCCGAAGCCGGACCUACUUCUCUUCCUCUCUAAUUCUCCGCCACUAGCACCACCCUUCGUUCGCCAAUUGCCAAUCGAAGCGCAGCAAUUGUUUUUUUAUUGAUAACACACCCCGCGUUUAGCAAAUAUGGUGUCCAUCGUUCUUGGAAGUCAAUGGGGAGAUGAAGGAAAGGGAAAGAUCACAGACAUGCUGUCGCAGCAGGCAACAUUGUGCUGUCGUGCAGCCGGUGGUCAUAACGCCGGUCACACUAUCGUUCACGAGAACGUAACCUACGACUUCCACAUCUUGCCCUCUGGCCUCGUUUCGCCCAAAUGUAUUAACCUCAUCGGCGCCGGGACUGUUUUCCACGUCCCCAGCUUCUUCAAGGAGCUCAGUCACUUGGAAUCUAAGGGUCUUACUUCCGCUGGCAAGCGCAUCUUUGUCUCCGACCGUGCGCACGUCUGCUUCGAUCUGCACUCCGUCGUUGACGGUCUCGAGGAGAAGGGUCUCGGUGGCCGCAAGGUCGGCACUACUGGUAAAGGUAUCGGUCCCUGCUACAGUGACAAGGCGGCGCGCCGCGGUGUGCGUGUUGGUGAGAUUCUCGACGAGGCAACCUUCGAGCGCAAGCUGCGCACUCUUGACACUUCCUACCGUGCACGUUUCGGCGACCUGGCUUAUGAUGUUGAGGAGGAGAUUGCGCGGUUCAAGGAAUACCGCACCAAGCUUGCGCCCUACAUCGUCGACCAACUUGAAUUCCUGCAGGAGCACAAGAACUCCCCCAACACCCUAGUCGAGGGUGCCAACGCCCUGAUGCUGGACCUUGACCACGGUACCUACCCCUUCGUUACCUCGUCCUCUACCGGCCUCGGCGGUGCCGUGCAAGCCCUGGCCCUGAACCCCCAGAGCAUCAAGAACGUUAUCGGUGUCCUGAAGGCCUACACCACCCGUGUCGGCUCGGGUCCUUUCCCCUCCGAGCAGCUCAAUGCCGACGGCGAGAAGCUGCAGUCUGUCGGCCGCGAGUUCGGCGUAACCACUGGCCGCAAGCGCCGCUGUGGUUGGUUGGAUCUUGUGCUCGCACGCUACUCGCACGCGAUCAACCACUACACCGCUCUUAACCUUACCAAGCUUGAUGUGCUGGACGACUUUGAUGAGAUCAAGGUUGGUGUUGCGUACAAGUUGCCUUGUGGUAAGCGGACGACUGGAUCGUUCCCCGCCGAUCCUAAUGUUGUGGAGAAGAUCGAGGUCGAGUAUGUUACUUUGCCCGGUUGGAAGUCCAACACUAUGGGUGUUACGAAGUAUGAGGACUUGCCGGCCAAUGCUCGUGCUUACAUUGAGUUCAUUGAGCGGGAGAUUGGCGGUGUUCCCAUUAAGUGGAUUGGAACUGGUCCUGCGCGGGAACACAUGAUUGCUCGCGAGUAA